AUGGGCUUCGACAAGACCGGGCUGCCGCCUUACAGUGCGGUUGUCGAUCAACCCCCACCACCAGCCCCGUGGGCCAGGCGGCAUAUUCGCAGGUCGAGGGCUGUCAGGAUCGUGAUACUAGCAUGUGUGGCCUUCAUUGUAUAUGCGCAAUGGACGCAGAUCCCCUCCGCUGCCCGCCGUGCGGCCAAUGCCAACAACCUGUCCAUAGAGAAGUUACAGGAUGAUAUGGCUACCUGCUCCAAGCUGCAUAGGAAGCCUCAGGAUCCAAUUGGCCUCGGACGGGAGCGCAAUGCCCGCUAUAUCGAUGGCCACAAGCCUACCCUCAUCCGCAAUGCCACCGUCUGGGUUGGCGAGCCAGCGGCAGGCACCGCUGCUGUGGACGCUCGAGCAGGCAAGGGAUUCUCGUGGAUCACAGCCGACGUGCUGCUAGAGUAUGGUCUCAUACAGAAGGUUGAAAAGGACAUUUCCUUGAAGACCAUCCCCAAGGACACCUUAAUAUGGAAUGCACAGGGUCGCCAGUUGACUACCGGCGUCAUCGACAUGCACAGUCACGCGGGCGUUGACUCGCUACCUGAUUUGGUCGGCAACUCCGACACCAACGAGCUUUCAGCGGACAUCACGCCGUACGUCCGGUCGAUAGACGGUAUUCAGCCUUUCGACCAGCAGAUUCAGGUCAUCAAGUCCGGAGGCGUCACCACCAGCUUGGUGCUGCCAGGGUCGGGUAACAACAUCGGAGGCGAGGCAUACGUCAUCAAACAUGCUGUUGGCAAGCCGGACGGCCGCUCUGAAGUGAGUGCUGAGGAUAUGUUGGCCGAUCCUGACCGCAAUUGGCGAUAUAUGAAGAUGGCUUGUGGUGAAAAUGCCAAACGAGUUUACGGCAAGGUUGGCGAGCAUGGUCCUUUUAGCCGACUCGGCGAGUCUUACGAGUUCCGACACGCCUUUGAGCAGGCUGCCAACCUCAUCCGUGUACAGGACGACUGGUGUAAUGUGGCAGCUACCAUCGGAGUCGAGAACAUGCAGACAUAUCUGCCCCAGGAGAUCAAGUGGGAGGCCCUAGGCGCCGCACUGAGAGGACAGGUCCAUAUCAACACCCACUGCUAUACGGUCCCAGACCUAGAGGCCUUUGUUGAUCAUACCAAUGAAUUCAAGUUCCCCAUACGGGCUUUUCAUCAUGCCCACCAGACGUACCUUGUUCCCGAAAUUCUGAAACGAGCAUGGGGAGGCGUAGCACCUGCAUCUGCGAUAUUUGCGACAAACAUGUAUUACAAGGCAGAGUCUUACAUUGGCUCUGAAUACGCAGGUAAAACCCUGUGGGAAGCUGGUUUGCUCCCAGUCUAUGUGAGCGACAACCCUGUACUAAAUGCGCAACAUGUCAUCUUCGAAGCAGCAAAGGGUUACAAAUUUGGUCUUCCUUACCACGCUGCACUCGCCAGCGUGACUAGCUUCCCCGCCGAGCUUCUCGGCCUAGGGCAGCGGCUCGGUAAGAUCAAGCCGGGCUACGAUGCUGAUAUUGUUGUCUGGGAUAGCGAUCCGCUCAGCGUUGGUGCUACCCCAGUUCAAGUCUGGAUAGACGGUACCGCUCAAUACGAAGACCCAAUUGAACUUGAGAAGCCCCUGACAUCACCGAUCACUCCGAAUCUCAACCUGAAUUCUACAAACGAUGAGCCUCACAGCUGCACAGAUGCUAUCUUCACGGGAAUCACCAGGAUUCUGCUCUCUGAUAGGGAUGAAGCCGUGGAGGCAGACGGGUCUAGAUUCAAUGUUGCCGUGAAAAAAGGCAAGAUCACCUGCAUCGGUAGUUGUGCUAAUGAAAUAUCGGUGGCCCAGCGUUCGAAUAUCCAGACGAUCCAGCUGGACAACGGCUACAUUACAGAGUCAUUCACUGCGUUCGGCUCCACGCUCGGGCUGAAUGAGAUAGAUGCAGAGACAAUUACAGACAACGGUCCGAACACGAAUGUCUUCAGCCGGGCCUUGGAGGGUCUGGCUCUGGAUACGAAGAAACUUAAGGUCGCCAAUGCCUUCGGGAUCACGAAGGCCAUUUCAGCUCCCAAGUUCACCGGAGGAGGCACCCAUCAUGGUACAAGUGUUGGCUUCCUCACCGGCGCCAUCAACGUUCUUGACGACGGCGCUGUCUUUGCCAAUGAUGUCGCUGUACACUACACCCUGACACCUAGCGCCAAGCGAGAAGGAACCCCAUCGUUGUCCAGCGUAGUUGGGUCACUGCGACACAAACUGCUCGAGGCUGUCACAUCCAACGAGACCAUCAGUGACCCGUACUCCGAGAAAGCUUAUCUAAGGAGGGUUGUCGAUGGAGAAAUCCCUCUAGCGUUGACCAUCCACAGUGCCGACAUGAUCGCUGCCGUCCUAAAGGUGAAGGAGCUAGUUGAGAGCGAAGCCAGCACUCGCAGCUUCGGUCCAAAGAUUCGCCUGAUCAUCAUUGGAGGCGCCGAGUCCUACGGCGUGGCCAAGGAGCUUGCAGCCGCCGAGGUUGGUGUUGUUCUCGCGCCGUUCCAAAGCUAUGCUACGAGCUGGGAUCAACGGCGAGCUCUUUCUGGUGCACCACUAACCAACGGAACUGCAAUUGAUUUGCUACUUGAUGCAGGCGUUGUCACCGCGAUUGGGCUCGAGGAAGAUUGGAUCAUUCGAGAUCUGGCGCUCCUGGCGGGCAAGGCGUACAAGAAUGGUGGCGGUCGUUUGAGCGAAAAGGGAGCACUCGCCUUGAUUUCGUCGAACAUCUACAAGAUGCUUGGCGUAUCUGAGCCCAAGGCCUUAGACGGAACCGGACACUUUGUCGUUUUUGAGGGCAGUCCAUUCGAUAUUGAUUCUCGAAUUAAGGCCGUGGGUGGUGAUGGUGCGCGGAUCUCCGUUUUCUAA
Molecule: messenger RNA, 2874 nt
Organism: Phaeoacremonium minimum UCRPA7
Lineage: Eukaryota; Fungi; Ascomycota; Sordariomycetes; Togniniales; Togniniaceae
Product: putative carbohydrate esterase family 9 protein
Exons: 1
Coding region: 1-2874 (957 amino acids)
Biological process (GO): N-acetylglucosamine catabolic process
Molecular function (GO): N-acetylglucosamine-6-phosphate deacetylase activity
Source: RefSeq, a predicted model, not a curated record